Mercurialis annua (annual mercury) is the source of this 1194-nucleotide messenger RNA. RefSeq lists its product as uncharacterized. The transcript has 5 exons. The record is from RefSeq and is a predicted model, not a curated record. Lineage: Eukaryota; Viridiplantae; Streptophyta; Magnoliopsida; Malpighiales; Euphorbiaceae. Bases 1 to 1194 code for a protein of 397 amino acids.
AUGGCAGUUCUUAAAACGCUUGGAGAGUCAGAUGGACCUACUAUAGAAGAUUGCAAUAUAAAAUUGGAUGAGAUGAAUACAUUGACGGUGGAUGAUCCUUUAUAUAUUGUUGCUUGUAGUAUCUUUUGUGAAAGUAAGGCAUAUCGAGAGCAAUGUAUGUUGACGUAUAAACAAAGAAAGAGCUUAAAACUGCUUGCAGCACUUCUUAUAUAUAAGAAGUUCACUAGAUGUCGUAUUGGAAGAAGGCCUGAUACAAACUCUUCUCUUAAUGGAAGUGAAUAUGUACAAGAAAUAUUGGAUGGAAAUGCAUCACAUUCUCUGGAAAUGUUAAGAAUGAAAAAGGAAGCGUUUUUAGCAUUAUGCGACCAUUUUAAAAUUAAAGGAUGGUUGCAAGCGAGUCGAUAUAUUUCAGUAGAGGAAAAGAUGGCAAUAUUUUUAUUCACUAAAUGGUGGUACCUACUACUUUUAAUCCAGACUUGGACCAGGUCACUUAUCAUCAACGACUUCGAAAAAUAUUCAAGGGUGCAAUUGGUGCACUUGAUGGGACACUUACCACCUGCCCAACAAACACCAUAUCGAGGUAGAGGGAGGGGAGACUGCUAUCAAAAUGUUCUUGGUAUAUGUGAUUUUGACAUGAUUUUCACAUUUGUUUGGGCUGGAUGGGAAGGAGUAGCACAUGACUCACGAGUAUUAACAAAAACUAUGCGCGAGCCCAGUAAUAAUUUUCCUUUUACUCCACAUGAUAAAUAUUAUUUAUGUGAUGCUGCAUAUCCAAACACCAGAGGAUUUAUGGCUCCCUAUCGUAACACACGAUACUGGUUAUCAGAUUUUCGAAAUGAUCGUCGUGCUAGAACGAAAGAAGAAGUUUUUAAUCAUGCCCAUGCCAAAUUAAGAAAUGUUAUUGAGCGAUCUUUUGGAGUCCUAAAAGCACGAUUUCCUAUACUGAAGACAAUGCCAUCGUAUUCUUUUGCUGUGCAAAGAAACAUUGUUAUCGCCUGUGUUUCUGUGCACAACUAUCUUCGCAAAAUGAAUGUUAUGGAUGAUUUUUUUGAACAAUUUGAUACAGAGGAGAUGAUUUUUCAAGGACCAAACAACAAUGUUAUGCAAGAAGGCACACAUCGGCAAGCAGAUCAAAUGUUUAUGACGAAUUUAAGAGAACAAACUGCAAAUGAGUUGAUGAAUAGGAGAGUUUAG